UAGAACCUCCCAAACACCGUGCAUCUAUUUCCUGCGUGCCAUUUCUCUGCAACACCCAGCUUCUGACUCGCCCACUCCACAGCAUUUAGACACUUGUUGGAAGGGUAAAUGAAAGCAUGCAAGGAAAAGAAGAGAAGUUCAGCUGAAUUUCAGCUGUUGUGUUUCCUGCUUAAACAAAAUAUAUGUAUUGAACAACUAUAGGAAAAAAUCCGCAGAACAGAACAAUUACAAAAGUCCACAUUUAGUAAGAUCAAGUGGAUUGAAAGAUGCUCUUCUUCAUGUCACUUCUCCCCACAAAGGCUACUGAACUACUUGCUUUGAUUUAAUCUGAGAAACCUUAGUGAACACAAAAGAUGCUGAAAAGCAUGGAAAACUCAAACACUGAAGAAAAUGAGAAAUCAUAUUCAUAUCAACAUAUUGAAGAGUGGACAAAAGAGGAAGUCAAACAAUGGGCAAUUGAAGUUGUUAAGAUUGACCAGAAAUAUGCAGAAGUCCUGUUUAAUCAAGAUGUGACUGGUCCUACUUUGAAACUGGUAUCUAAAGCAGAUUUUGUGGAAAUGGGCAUACCUCAUGGGCCUGCUCUUCAAAUAAUUUAUUUCCUGAAAGAGCGUGGCAUACUACCUAAAGGUUCAAACCAGGCUGUGGAACAAGAAGGCACUGAACAGAGUCUUGAUGGAGAAGGAGAAGAUGGAGAAAUUGCAAAGAAAGAGUGCGAGAAAGAAUAUGGGUCAUCUAAUUGUGGUAUACUGCAGGAUUCUAAGAUGGAGCCCAUAGAAGACAAAAACCCAGAGAAGUCAGACGACAAAGAGAAUGUGUCAGAGAAGCCAAUGUCAAGCAGCCAGCACCCAGAUGGAAAGAUGUGUAUGCCAUAUCCUUUUGAUAAUUUCAGUGAUGGCACUCGAUAUACACAGUACAAUAUUAUUAAUGUCCCUGAAACAGGGCCAUUCAACCUCAUUGAUCCAGCACAUGAAUUCAAAUUGUUUACCAACACGCAGAAUGCAAAUGAGGAUCCCAUGAUGAAAUUUAGCAAUGAAGUCUUUAGGUUUGCUGCAGCCUGCAUGAACUCCCGCACAAAUGGCACCAUUCAUUUUGGAGUACAUGACAAUCCACAUGGAAAAAUUGAAGGAAUAAAUGUUACCAAGAAAGAAGAAUAUGUUGACCAUUUGGAUAAAAAUAUCGGAAAGUACUUUCGUAAGGAAUACAUCACCAUUGCAAAAGCUUGCAUUAGAAAACCUAGAUUUGUGGAAGUAUUAUCACAAAAUGGAGCUUCAUCACAUUUGUUUGUCAUUGAAGUAGAUGUGGUUCCCAGACAUGACAUCUGUAAUGCAAAAUAUUUCUGUACCAACACAUAUGUCUUUAAGAGUGACACUUGGAAAAAAGCUGUCUACAUCCGGGAUGGAGCUAGUUCCAGAAAUAUUCAAAACACAAAAGAAUUUGAAACUUUUAAAGGUACCUUGACAACUUUAGCAGAUUCUCGUAAAAAAGCAGAGGAAGACUAUAACUUAAAGCUAACAAAGCCAAUGAAUGAAGGACUAAAGCUAGUUAGUCUGCUCACAGGUAACUGGGACUCACUAGAUAGCUCUUACUACGACUACUACAUUUUGGUAACAAACAAGUGCCAUCCAAAUCAAACUUCACAUUUAGACUUUUUGCAGGAAAUAAAAUGGUUUGCUGUGCUUGACUUUGAUUUUGAAUCUGAAAUGAACGGUGUGUUCAAGACUUACAAAAAAAAUAGAAAUGCUGAAUGUCACUUCCCAGAUUAUUAUGAAAACAAGGUGGGUUCAGUUGCUGAACAAGCUAAAAAGCUGAAACUGCAUGAGGAGACCAGCUGGAUUUUCUGCAAUGGUAGAUCAGACUUCAAAGGCAGUAACAGCCUACCAUUAGAUCCCACUUCAUGGCAACGAGACAGAGCUGCUGGUGUCAGAAAGAUGAUUUCAUUUCUUUCACACAAAGAUGUAAAGCAGAGUGGAAAGUUUUUAAUAGUGUUUCUUUUGCUUUCGAUAGUGGAAGAUUCAGCAGAUCCCCUUACUGAGACUUUUAUGACAUUUUACCAAGAAUUAAAGGGACUAGAAUACAUGGCCUGCAUUUGCAUCGGUGCAAGUACGUAUCAGAGAUGGAAAGAUCUUCUGAAUGCUAGAGGCAUUAGUGAGGAAGCACUUUCAAAUAAAUGUGUUUCUAAUUUAACCCUGGAAAUGGUAAAUGGUACCAUUGUAAAAUUAAAAUCAGUGACACAGUCUUCUGAAAGACUUCUGCCCUCUGUUGGUCAUUCUACCGUUCUUCUAAAGAAGAAAGAAGACUCCAUGGCAGCACUGGAAAUACUUUGUGAAAAUGAAUGCAAAGACACAGGAAUAGAGAAGGAUGCAGAUAAAUUUCAGAAAUUCCUGCAAAAGCACGAAGAAGAAUUUUAUAGAGGUGGUAAAGCAUCAUGGUGGAAUUUCUAUUUUUCUUCUGAAAAGUAUACUUCAGAUUUUGUCAGAAGGGACAGCUAUGAAAAGCUUGAACAACUAAUUGUGUCUUCAUCUAACAGUGUUAAUGAAUCCCCUGUAAAAAUUAUCAACCUUUACCAUCACCCAGGCUGUGGUGGGACAACAUUAGCUAUGCAUAUCCUUUGGGAUCUCCGGAAGCAAUUCAGAUGUGCUGUUCUGAAAAACAAAUCAAGUGAUUUUGGAAAACAGGUGACAACUUUACUCACCUGUGGAGCAAAUGAUAACACAGGCUAUUUACCAGUGUUACUUCUUGUGGAUGAUUUUGAAGAUCAAGAAAAUGUCUAUUUUCUGCAGAAAGAAAUUCAGGCGGCUAUAACAGAAAAAUGCAUUCGGUACGUAACUCCUUUAGUGAUCAUUCUGAACUGUAUGAGAUCUCAGAAUCCUGAUGAAGGUUCAACAAUCAAUCUGUUGAACAGUGUUUCUUUAAAACAUAUACUUUCUGAUAAGGAGAAAAGGGCCUUUGAUCAGAAACUAAAAUAUAUUGAAAAGACACAUUCAAAUUUUGACAGUUUCUAUGCAUUUAUGAUUAUGAAGAAAAACUUUGAUGCACAAUACAUAGAAAAAGUGGUAAAAAAUACCUUGCGUAACUUGAAUACUGCCUCUAAACCAGCACAACUUGUUUGCUAUCUAACGCUGUUAAACUCAUAUGUAAGAACAUCUACAGUUUCAAUAUCACUGUGUGAAGAAUUCUUAGGAAUUAGUUCUCAAGAGAUUGGCUGCAGUAAAGAUAGAUUGAUAGAAAGGAUGGGAAUUUGUUCCAAUAUUCUCAUAUAUGACAAGGUAUACGAAAAAAUGAGAUACAAAGGUCUUCGUAUCAUUCACCCAUUGAUAGCAUCUCACUGCCUAAAAAUCUUGAAACUAACCUAUGACUUGCCUAAAAGUGAAAUUGCAUUGAGGUUAUUGAAAGAAGAUGUAUUCUAUCAGACUCCACUGAAGCAAGAAAAACUUAUUCGUGAUAUACAAACCCUGCUGAUUACUAGACAGCGCAAGGAACAUGGCGAUGAGUCAGACACAUUGUUUUCCCCCUUAAUUGAAGCCAUUCAUAAGGAAGAGAAGCGUGAUAACGUGGAAGAUGUGUUAAAACAAGCAUCCGCUAGAUUUGAGCAAAAUGCUUACAUUUGCCAAGCCUUAGCAAGAUACUUCUACAUUAAAGAAAGGAAAUUUGACUCUGCAUUAUACUGGGCCAAAGCAGCCAAACAAAGAGCACAACACAAUUCAUACAUAUCAGAUACACUAGGUCAAGUCUUUAAAAGUAAGCUAAGACACUAUGUAGAGUGCAAAGCAAAGAGUGCAGUCCUGACAGCUGAGGAACUGCGAUACUCGCUGGAGUUUGCUGAGAAUGCUUCACAGGCAUUCAGAGAAUCUCAGCAGCAAGCUGAAAAUGCAGACAAUGAACAAUAUUUGCAUCAUCAAAGGCUUAAAAGACAUUUUCAAAUGUACAAUACUGCUGGUUAUCAGGGAGAGAUAGAAACUUAUUUUUAUGUUAUCGAUGUCCUUUGGCUUGUUCCUUUUUUCAGCAAAGAAGUCUUACAGUGUAGAAAAAAUAUGACAAAGUAUCUGUCAGGAAAUGGUGUUUUGAAGGUAGAUAACACUAACACAGAGAGGGAAAUGCUCAAGGUUAUUGAACAUUAUUCCAGCUUUUUAUGCAGUUUGCGAUCACGGUUGAAAAAGGCAUUUGACUUUUUUGAUGACUACUUUAUGUUUUUCAAAUCACAGACCAAUGAAAAAGCAAUAGUAGAAGCUAAAUUGUAUGAGAAGGUUCAAGGAUAUUUUACCAAAUACAAAGAUGUAUUUUGUGAUUUCAGUUUUGAACAACUGAAAAGUAAACAGGUCUUAAAGUGGUCCAUGUCUCAAUAUAUAGAAGCAUACAGGGACGCUGUGGACACUUCCAAAGGAGGCUCAUUUUCUGGCAUUUUGGAAUACCUCCACAGAAAUGCUGACAGAGAAAUAGAAGAAAUAGUAGAAGCAUAUGCAUUUUUGUGUGAUGAGGAUGCACAAGCAACUCUGAAAGAUAAACAGAAUUUUAUUUUGGCAAAUAUAGUUCUGAACUGCAUUAAACCUAAAUCCGCUAAGUUAUAUCCUUCUAAGGUGAUGACAAGUCUGCUUCAAAGCAUUCUACACGAAGUGGAACCAACCUCACAUUGUGUAGAGCCUUUCUUCCUAGCCUCCUUGUUGUUCUGGCCCCAAAACAGAUUAAAACUAAAUGAAGAUUCAAGGAAAAUGGAAGCUUUUGUUAGACGCUUAAGUGAGUCUUUCAAAAAGCUCUAUGGAAUCCUGCAUUGUUCCAGGCAGCCUCUGGCUCUUUUCUAUCUGACGAAAGACAGUGGCCUGAACAGAUUUGUUCACAAAGAAAAAAUAAAUCAGCUUUUUAGUUCACUUUCAGAACAAGAACUGAAUUCCCUCUGGCAGAGUGGAAAUAUCUGGAAGGAACAGGCUGUUCAAGACCUUUUGCUUCCUUUGCAUGGGAGAGCUGAGGAUAAGUUGAUCUAUGUAGACUAUGGCAGCAAUGAAAACUUUAGGAUACCAGUGCAGCCUGUUCCCUCAUGCCUAUUGAAAAAUGGCCCAAACAUAGAAAGAGUGUCUUUUUACCUUGGGUUUUCCAUUGCUGGUCCCAUGGCAUACAACAUACAACGUCUGUCAUUAAAACAAUAGGUAUUGCAGUUUCUCAGCUACAAGUUUUUUUCAGGCAGAAUUAUCCUUUAACUGUCUUUUGGUUUGGGGUAUUUUUGGUCAACAAUUGAAAAUGACAGCCUCAGGCUGUCCAUUGAAUUUCCUUCCUUACUAUGUUAGUCUUUCUGUCCCAUGCAGACUUGUCUCUCUACUGUCAUAACUGCUGUUUGGACAGUCAGUCAAACUGAAAUGAUGGUGCAGUUAGUCCUGUAGACUGGUCACUACUACUCAAAGUUCAUUGGUUGAUAACAACAUGAGAAAUCAUUUAAAAAAAAAAAAAAAAGCAUUCUACAAAACUAGUAUUUUGAAAAUUUUCUCUUUAAAUACCUUUAAAUACCAUCUCUUUUAAGAACCCAAAUACCUUGCUAGCUUUUUUGCCAUUGCUUGUAGUGAAGGUUGUCUCACCACAGUUUUCAUACUCUUUUAUAAGUAAUGUAAGAACAAAGAAUGUAUUUUAGAAAACAUGUAUCAUGUAACAUUUCUUCAUGCUCUAUUGUAUCUAGUGUCAUUUGGCACAAGGGUAUCAUAGAAGUCCAUUCAGUCGCAAAGUAGCAUUUGUUUCUGUCGUUACUUACAUGCUUGAAUGAUGUGAUGUGUUUGUAUAUAGGCCUGUAUUAAUAGCCAGGCAGUAUAUCUUGUGAGCAGACAGAAGCGCUGGUCUUUUACCUUCUCAGGGCAUUUCUGAAUAUGUGAUUACUAAAGAUAUCACUAUUUUUCUGCUGUACCACAAAAGCACACACCAAUUGGCAUUUUAUAUCCAUAAAAAUUGACUUUUUACUUUUGUGGUGGGUCUGCUUCUGCUUUAUAUAAAAUGUAUCCAGUUUGGUCAUUCUUUUCCUUAUGAAUCCACUUAAUUCCCUUCAGUGACAGAUUUAUCAGCUUCGAUCCUCACAAAUACAAUUUGAAUGCCUAAAGUGGUCAUUGAUUGCAUUGCCUUCCUCAAGCGUAUAAAACUGCCUAGUACAUUUAGACACAAUUAAUGUUCCAAAAAAGGAAAAAAAUAUUGGUGCAAAGCACCAAUAUCAAGAAGUUGCCACUGUCUGGGGGGUACAAAGUGUUGCACUUUGCACUUUGUGCAUAUAAUUCAUGAAAGCCCAAGGAGUUCAAUGCAAUUAACUGCCUGAAAGAGGUCUGCAGGACGGCUCUUUCAUCAUCCCACAAGUCCUUUUUGCUCUUCGUGUCAGGCAAGGAGACAGGGAAAAAAUAAGUGACAUCUCAACAGAUUUGUAAAAGCAAAUUGACUGAAAGAAUAAAGCAGUGGACCAUUCUGCUCUAGUGCAGCUCUUCUUUUAGUCUGCUCUAAUGCAGCUCUUCUUUUAGUUGUAAAUAUGGAAAAGGAGUUUUAUUAUAUAAUCCAGACUUCUUUUUAACUCUAGCCAAAACAUACUUAUCUUGGCAAGAAUACAUACUUUAUUUUAACCUGUAUCCACUUUGUUUCUAACAGUAUACUUGUAUUUCGGACGGGGUGCUAUAGGAUCAGUUUUCAUGAUAACUCAUAAUUUGUUCUAGUUAGUCCCCAGGAUAUCGUUGUGUACUUUAUCAAUGACUAAAGUAUUUACCCUUCCAAAUGGAGACUUACAGCAAAAAAAUUUCCAUGUCUUCAAGGCAAUUGAAGACUUCAGUCUUCAUGUCAGUCAGUCACAUCUAAGAACUGCAAGUAUUUUUAUGUGCUGAACUGUACCGGGUGGCACAUUGGGCACAGCUGUGAUGGGCAGGAAAAAUGUUGCAGGAGGUGCUGUUGGAGAUACAUGAAAGGGGAAAUUGUUGAGGCAUGGCAAGAUACACACUUCUAGAAAGGGGCGACCUUCCUCAGGGCUGGGAUAUCCCUGAGGGACUGCAGUCACUGGCAACCCAUGGUGGGGCAGAGAAAACAAGAAGCAAGGAGCAGUGGAGAAGCAGAAGAAAAGAAUCAGAAGCAAGGAGCAAUAAAACUAAACCGCUACACACUGAGACCAACCUCCUCCGCUCCAGGCCUGUCACCUUGGCAGGGGAAUUGGGAAGGACUGAGCAGAAGUGAAAACAAGGGGAGUUGCAGCUAGGAAGGGGGAAGGAGCAGUGCUGGACUGAAAUUGAAAGGGGAAGAAAGGCAUUUCCCCUAGUAUUUGCUUAGUUGUUUGUCUUCUUGGUUUCUCAAUACCCAAAUCAGUAAUUAAAUGUUUAUGUUAAUUGGCAAUAAAUUACGUGAAACUCCCCAAGUUGAGACCCUUUUGCCCACAGCACAUGUACAUUUAUUAAUAACCCUUGGGAUCUGGCACAGUGACACCGCACUAUAUGCCUGUGUGAGUUUACAGAAAUAUGGAUUUUAUUAUUUGUAUGUAUCAGGCUGUUUAGGAUAAAAUUGUAUUUUUAUCAGCAGUAGCUCGUUAAUAAACACAGAUGUUUGAUAACAUCCUUAAUUGCA
Falco peregrinus (peregrine falcon) is the source of this 7557-nucleotide messenger RNA. RefSeq names its product sterile alpha motif domain-containing protein 9-like. Gene Ontology annotation, cellular component: cytoplasm. The transcript has 4 exons. Bases 354 to 5138 code for a protein of 1594 amino acids. NCBI's taxonomy places the organism in Eukaryota, Metazoa, Chordata, Aves, Falconiformes, Falconidae. Gene Ontology annotation, molecular function: protein binding. The record is from RefSeq and is a predicted model, not a curated record.